AUGGUUGCGGGGAAGAUGCUGCCUCAGCAAGUGCUGUCUUCCAUCCGGCAGCUCUCCUUCACUUCACAACAACUGAAGAAAAUGGUUGCCAAUGAGGGGACAUCAAGGUACCUCGGUCAACCACCACUUACGGUGCCGGAUCCGGAAAUAACGCUCAAGAAAUUUCUGGAUUAUGCCACUGCUUUGGCAGCAAAUGGAAAACCCGGUCAACAUCAGGUCUCGCAAAAUACAUCGGAUAUUUUGAAGACCAUCAAAAAAUUCCGCGAGGAAGAGAUGCCCACGCUGCAAAAGCUGUUGGAGGAGCGGGGCAGCAAGCUACAAAAUUGGCUUACUCCAUGGUGGCUUGAUGUGGCCUAUUUGGCAGCCAGAACCCCUCUACCGGUCGUCACUUCACCUGGCGUGCUAUUUCCACGAUUUCCUGUCAAGCACAGUAAUCCCGUCGACGUGCAGAUCCAUUAUGCUACCGCCAUUACCCUCAGCGCCUUGCAGUUCUAUCAAGCUGUCGAAUCUGGAGCAUUACCUCAAGAUAUGGCUGGAAAAGCCCCAAUGGACAUGUCACAAUACAAAUUUUUGUUUGGAACGACAAGGGUACCAAGGAAGAGUGUGGAUCAAAUCAAAUAUGGUUUUGCAAACAAGAACCCGAAUAAGCACAUUGUCGUGAUGCGGAAUGGACAUGCCGUGGUCGUUCCUGUGGUCACUAACGGCACGGAAAUCAGGGAUCAUGCUGUUAUUGAACAAGCUAUUAGACAGGCUUAUAAAUUAACCGAAGCUAAGAACCCUCACCAAAUCGGCAUUAUUUCCGGCGGUGAACGCGACAAUUGGGCUGGAGUUUAUAAGAAAUUGGAAGGAGACAUCAACAAUGCAGAAAAUCUGAAGGCAAUUGAGGAGGCAUUGUUUGUGGUUUGCUUGGAUGCGCCGACAGAACCACCGAACGGACAUUCUGAGAAAGAUGAGCAGGCUCGAUCUGCGUUACAUGGCUCGGGAUCCACAAAUAAUUCUGGCAAUCGUUGGUUUGACAAGACGAUUCAGUUCAUCAUCGCGGAUAAUGGAUAUUGCGGAAUGACCUAUGAACAUACCCCAGCGGAAGGACCGCCAAUCGCAAGGCUAAUGGAUUUUGUAUGCGAUAAGAUUAACGCCCAAAAAUACCUCACAAAUGGUGAUACCCAACCGGUCGAUGUCAGGCUGCUCAAGUUCAUCCUUGAAGAUUCCGUCAAAGAUGCUGUAGCCCGAAGCGCCAAGGAAAUGGACAAGGUCGUCGAGGAUCUGGAAGUCCGGACCUAUUCCUUCAAAAACUAUGGCAAGAAUUUCCCCAAGCAGUUGAAGCUGUCACCAGAUAGCUUCAUUCAAAUGGCUUUCCAAUUGGCUUACUAUAGGCUUUAUAACAAAGUCCCACCAACUUAUGAAACUGCCACACUGCGACUUUUUGCUGAAGGCCGUACCGAGAAUAUUCGAUUGCCAAGUGUAAAAUCGAGGAAUAUGUGCGAAGCUAUGCAAUCGACCGAUCGAUCCGAUACCGAAAAGUAUCAACUCUUCCGAGAAGCUGCUGAAUAUCAUAAAGAUCUUGCUAAAGAUUGUAUGGCAAACAAAGGAAUGGACCGACAUCUUUUGGCCUGGAGGUUGUUGGCUUCGGAAAAUAAACUUCCGGCACCGAGCAUUUGCCAGACCGAGAGUUUUAAAGAGAUGACGCACUUCCGGGUAUCAACUAGUCAGGUUCCCACCAAAAAUUUCAUUCAAAUGUGCUUCGGCCCAUCGGAUCCGGAUUGCUAUGGUAUCUGCUACAAUCCACAGGAAACGGAAUUGCACUUUACUGUAACAGCGUUCAAUCAGGAGCCCACCACAUCUGCUAAAAGAUUCGUCGCUGAAUUAGGAAAUACUUUCAACGAUCUCGAGCGUCUCUGCGGACGCUUCAUAGACACCAAGCCCAAAUCCAAAUUG
This is a messenger RNA of Mesorhabditis spiculigera, 1935 nucleotides long. The record is from the annotation of a GenBank genome assembly. Lineage: Eukaryota; Metazoa; Nematoda; Chromadorea; Rhabditida; Rhabditidae.